This is a messenger RNA of Cygnus olor (mute swan), 4566 nucleotides long. It is a transcript of the gene BRD9, whose product is annotated as bromodomain containing 9. Gene Ontology annotation, cellular component: nucleus. The coding region runs from base 230 to 2191 and encodes 653 amino acids. The transcript is spliced from 17 exons. Lineage: Eukaryota; Metazoa; Chordata; Aves; Anseriformes; Anatidae. Gene Ontology annotation, biological process: regulation of transcription by RNA polymerase II. The record is from RefSeq and is a predicted model, not a curated record.
GGACGCCCCCUUGUACCUGAGGACGUGUCUCUAUCCCCGUGGCUGUCGGCAGGGUUCGGCAUCCCUUCGUGGGCUGGGUCGCAGCGGAGCGCCUGAAGGGAGAAGCCUUUGUUUGCGUGGGUGAGCGUUACAGGGGUGAACCGCCGGCUGUGGAGAAACGGAAGUGCUGAGUGGAGCGUUUCCCUGAGAGCAGGGACCCCCCUCGGCAGGAGAGACAGGGUUGAAGCAGAUGGCCUUCUCGCGUGAAGGUGGCUCGGGAGAGGAGCUGAGAACACAGAGCAGGCGCUGGGACGCUGGCGUGGAGUGUCAUGAUUACGUAGACAAGCCUUUGGAAAAACCUUUAAAACUGGUACUUAAAGUUGGAGGCAGUGAAGUGACUGAACUUUCUGGGUCAGGGCAUGAUUCUAGUUACUAUGAUGACCGAUCAGAUCAUGAGCGAGAACGACAUAAAGAGAAGAAGAAAAAAAAGAAAAAAAAGUCUGAGAAAGAAAAGGAAAAGCAUCUUGAUGAUGAAGAAAGAAGAAAGAGAAAGGAAGAGAAAAAGAGGAAAAGGGAGAAAGAACAGUGUGACACUGAAGGAGAAACUGAUGACUUUGAUCCUGGAAAAAAAGUGGAGGUUGAACCUCCUCCAGAUCGUCCUGUCAGAGCAUGCAGAAAUCAGCAAGCUGAAAAUGAGAGCACACCAAUCCAGCAAUUACUAGAACACUUCCUUCGCCAGCUUCAAAGGAAAGAUCCUCAUGGGUUUUUUGCUUUUCCAGUCACGGAUGCCAUUGCUCCUGGAUAUUCCAUGAUAAUAAAGCACCCCAUGGAUUUUGGUACUAUGAAGGAAAAAAUUGCAGCAAAUGAAUACAAAUCAGUCACUGAAUUCAAGGCAGAUUUUAAACUUAUGUGUGAUAAUGCAAUGACGUACAACAGACCAGAUACUGUUUACUACAAGCUAGCCAAGAAGAUACUGCACACAGGCUUUAAGAUGAUGAGCAAAGAACGGCUGUUAGCUUUGAAGCGCAGCAUGUCGUUUAUGCAGGACAUGGAUUUUUCUCAGCAGGCAGCUCUUUUGGGUGAUGAAGACACAUCAGUUGAGGAACCUGUCCCUGAAGUUGUUCCUGUACAAGUAGAGACUACCAAGAAAUCUAAAAAGCAAAAUAAAGAAGUUAUUAGUUGCAUAUUUGAACCCGAGGGAAAUGCGUGCAGCCUGACAGACAGCACUGCUGAAGAACACGUCCUGGCACUAGUGGAACAUGCAGCAGAUGAGGCUCGGGAUAGGAUCAGUCGAUAUCUUCCCAACAGCAAGAUCGGUUAUCUAAAAAAAAGAGGAGAUGGAACUUUAUUAUUUAGUGUAGUAAAUUCAUCUGAUCCAGAAGCAGAAGAGGAAGAGACUCACCCAGUGGAUCUGAGUUCGCUGUCAAGCAAAUUAUUACCUGGCUUCACUACACUGGGCUUUAAAGAUGAACGAAGAAACAAAGUUACCUUUCUUACCAGUGCUAGUACAGCCCUUUCCAUGCAAAACAACUCUGUUUUUCAUGAUUUGAAAUCAGACGAAAUGGAACUCCUAUACACAGCAUAUGGUGAUGAAACUGGGAUACAGUGUGCCUUAAGCUUACAAGAAUUUGUGAAGGACGCUGGAAAUUACAGCAAGAAAAUAGUAGAUGAUCUUCUGGACCAGAUCACUAAUGGAGAUCAUUCCAAAACUGUUUAUCAGCUAAAGCAGAGACGAAACAUCCCAAUAAAACCACUGGAUGAAGUUAAAGUUCUACCAGUUCUCAUAAAAGAAGAACACAAGUUGCGUAAUACCUGCCCAGAUUCUUCCAAACAGAUUAUGGUUGGAGAAUCUGCUGGAGAUGGUAACACUUCUGACUUGGACUUUCUCUCUAUGAAACCAUAUUCAGAUGUAUCUCUUGAUAUUUCCAUGUUAAGUUCAUUAGGGAAAGUGAAGAAGGAACUUGACCAUGAUGAUAACCAUUUACACCUGGAUGAAACAACUAAGCUGCUGCAGGACCUUCAUGAGGCUCAAGCUGACAGAGUGGGAUCUCGGCCUUCAUCCAAUUUGAGUUCUCUCUCCAAUACCUCUGAAAGAGACCAGCAUCAUCUUGGAAGUCCUUCUCAUCUGAGUGUUGGAGAACAGCAAGACAUGGUUCACGAUCCUUACGAAUUUCUUCAGUCUCCAGAAACCUCAAAUGCUACUACUAACUAAUCUGUUGUAUGUUUUAUAUAUAUAUAUAUAUAUACACAUACAUAUAUGUAUGUGUGUGUGUAUAUAUAUAUAUAUUGUUUUUUAAUUGUAUUAUGUUAUCAUAAAGUUUUUGUACAUGGCAGAAACCUCAAUUUUGUCCUCUUUCAUGUGAGGAUCCCUGUAUAAAGUUGCCAUAUAUGCUGAAUCUUGGUUGAAAAAUAUUAAGUAAUGUGUUACGGAAUUUGCGUUUUAUAGAAACUAAACAGCAAUCAUUGUUCUAGCAUCAUGACAACAAUCACGAAAUGUUUCCCAUUGAAUCGUGUACCAGUCUCUGUUCAGGUCUUAACUUGAACAUCCUCAAAGAGGAAUAUUUUAUUUCAGCAGUGACAGAGCUGAAUGAAUUGUGAUAAUUAUUAAUGUUUCCCAUUUUCUAACCAUAACAAUCUGUGGAAGUGGUUUCUGUUUCCCCAUAUUUGUAAAUUCUUGUUUCAUGUUUCAUUACCCUAGAGAAUACUUGAUAUGAGAGUAACAAUACUUGUAGUUGCGUGAAAAUGCUCACUACAUUCAUUCUACCCUGGAUCUAAAAAAGGUGGAUGCUUUUGUGAUCCCUUGUGUCUUAAAAAUGAAGAAAAUAUAAUACUCAUAUUUUAAUUCAAUAUUUGCUUGGAUGAAAAAAAUACUGGAUGAGAAGUGCUUUUUCAGUAGUUCUAAAGUAAAACCUUUAGAAUUCAGUACUGAUGUAUUGGGGAGGUUGUACCACUGCUAUCUGCAAGCUGGACAAAUGCUACAGACUUGCAAUAGUUUGUAAAUAUUAAUACAAAAACACGUUUUGUUUGCAAAUAUACCUGGUGAAAAUUUGAUUCCUCAUCUUUCAUAAGUCUGAUAUACUAGGAGCUUCUGGUCUGAAUUUUUGUGCUGCUUUUAAAGGUAUAUUUCAUGAUGCAAAAUACAGUUGUAAUCAAAAUCAACUGUGAGAGCCCCCGAGGAAAUUUGUCAGGUAACUGAAAUCAAAGUCUUGAUAAAGUUUUUAUCUAGGAAGGUUUGUAAACUCAAACCAGGAUGUUUGUGGUUGGGACUGUUUCCUUUCCCUCUUGAUCUCCCUCUGAGAUGCUUCCUCCACCCCUUCCCCCAUCCUGCUCCUUAGGGAUAUGUGUUUUCUGUUUGAACAUAACAUGUAAUGUUAUGUUCAAUUUAUUACAACUUAAAGGACUUCUGUUACGAUGCUUGUGUAAGGAAUUAUGAUGGCCUUUUCCCGUUUAUGGAUUAGUAGCAUGCUCUUUCUGUUGCCGUGAGUCAGUUGUGGACUACCACCUGAAUUGAAUCAAAGACAUAAUCAAUUCUUUUUUGCCCCUCCCCCAGUCAGGUUGGCACAAUAUUCAAGGGAACAAUGUUCUACUUAAAGGUUAGAAGUAAAAAGGGGGAGUCAGAAAACAGAACUCUCAAAAUCAGCAUUGCCUGUAAAGCCUUUUCUGUCUUCGUCAGUUAUUUUAUGAACUCUUGAUUGCUGAAGCUCUGACACCUAUGAUUCUCUCAGAGUGCAGAUCUACAGCAUACUCCUCACACACAGUGCCAGUGCAUCUUUCUGGUGUCUCACCUUAAUACUGAAAGGAAACGCUAAGACUUUGAUAAGAUAUUCAGUUGAUUUAUCAAAGUAUCUUACCUAAGUAAUUCUUUGGUAUAAAGAUCUUAUUUUUGUAGUUCAUCGUGAUGUCAAAAGUUUUGGUAACAUAGAAUGUUUGCUGGCUAAUAGCACUGUUUGUUAAAAUUCAGAAGGUCUGCAAGCUCUUUGACUUCUACAGAGUGCAUAUAUUGUGUUGGACAAAAAAAAAGUUGUCGUCACAACAGCUAGAAUGGGCAGGAGGAGAACAGUUAGAGGUCACAGCAGUAACUUGUGAUAAAUAUAUUCUCAUCUCUGAGGGAAAAUGAUUGUAUUUGAGUAUAUAGUAAAUAUGUUCCAAAAGGCAUGUUUGGCGGGGGAGGAUUUAUUUUUUAUUUUUUUAACUCAGACAAUAGGUUUGGUAUAAAACAAUUUGUGGGAUGUUUUUGGAAAGGCAAAUGAAAUGCAAAUGUUAAUGUAUGGUAGGCUUUAAGUGGUGAUGGAGGUUCAGGUUUGUGAGCAAUGUUUUAUUUUUAAUUAUUAAUCUGUUAUCUUUCAGACACCAUCUGAUGUUCACUCUUAUGUUACUAGAAGUAACCUAUGCCACCAGUCUGAUUCCAAGCUUAUUUCAUGAAAAAAUAUUAUAGCAAGAAAUAAGGAGAAUAUGAAUUCAGCUAAUAACAGCUUUUAAAGCCAAGAGGACCACAUUUUACAAGUAGAUGAUUUCUAUCACACUUUCAUAUUUUUAUAUCAUUUUAAAAUUAAUUCUUGAUUAGCAAUAAUCUCAGAGAGGAAUAUU